AUGUCCCAUAUUGAGUUUUUAGAAAGAGCAGGCUGCUCUCAAUAUGCAGACUUGUUUGAAGAAUACAGCUUGACUGACAUCAAUGACCUCAUGCACAUAGAUCGAGAUAUUUUGCUCGAGAUUGGGGUCAAGAAGCUUGGUGAUAGGAUCAGAAUCCUAAAGGAAUCAAAGAAACUGCAAGAACCAAAAGAUGAUGCGAAGCAUGUUCAACAACUGCAAGAGCUAAUUUCGAAUAUUAGUGAACUGUCCACUACCAGUACCAAUAUUAAUGAAGAAGUCAUAACAGAGAGGCAUUGUGUUAUAUUUAUAUUAAAUGAUGGGUCAGCCAAGAAGGUUAAUAUUAGUGGAUGCUUCAAUGCAGACUCUAUAAAGAAGCGUUUGAUUAAAAGGCUACCUUCUAAUCUUCUGGCUGUUAAUACAGAUGGGCAAACUACUCAAGAAUCCUCCGACUAUGAUGUUUUUAUCGUUGACUAUUCAAAGAACGUGCUGAGAUUACUCUAUGAUAUUGAACUAGUUACAAUUUGCCAUUCCAAUGACCGUGUAGAGAAGAACAGGCUGAUAUUUGUGUCAAAGGAUCAGACUCCGACUGAUAGAGCGAUCAAUGCAUCAAAGAAAUUAUAUCUGAAAACUAUAACAGCACUCAAUCAUAUUGAAUCCUAUUAUGAUGCACAAUCUGGCAUGCCAAACACCCCAGUUACUCAGGAUGGUACAUUAAGGAUACAUAAGGAAGGUAAGGAUAAACUACGGAAAAUAUUUGACCAAAGACCUCCUAGUGAGUUUAUAUCCACAAAUAUUGCAGGAUAUUUCCCACAUGCGGAUACAAAGAGGUUAGAAAAGGCCCUGAGAGAGUCCUACCGUCAAUCUGCUAGAAUAAGUAUGAAAAGCAACAACUCUAGACACAUCAGUUCAGAAUCAAAUCGUGUCGGUGACAUUCUAUUAAAGCACUCCAAUGCGGUUGACAUGGCUCUACUACAAAGCUUGGACAACAACAAUGCACCAUCAUCUAAACCUGAAGUAAUACCACCAUCCACACCACAAGAGGAGGAUAAUGAAGGUAAGAUUAAAUUAAUGGAAGAGACAGAGAGUAUAGACGAUUAUUAUAUGAAUUCUGAUGAAGAGCACGGUACAGUUUCUUUACCUACAAAGAUAGUUACUCCAAAAAACUGGCUCAAAGGUGCAAGAAUAGGUUCUGGUAGUUUUGGGACAGUAUAUCUUGGUAUGAAUGCACAGACUGGUGAGUUAAUGGCCGUUAAGCAAGUCGAGAUUAAGCCAGCUAUUGCAGCUACAGCAGAUGCAAAUGUUGAAGAUAAGAAUGCAGAGAAAAAUGUUGCAAAGGCACCUUCAACUAACUUGCAUCGGAAAAUGAUUGAUGCGUUACAGCACGAGAUGAGUUUGUUGAAAGAACUGCAGCAUGAAAAUAUAGUAACAUAUUAUGGGUCAUCUCAAGAAGGUGGCAACCUGAAUAUUUUCUUGGAAUAUGUUCCUGGUGGUUCUGUUUCAUCAAUGCUAAGCAAUUACGGGCCCUUUGAGGAGCCGUUGAUUGUCAAUUUUACAAGGCAAAUACUAAUUGGUGUUGCCUACUUGCAUAGGAAAAAUAUCAUACAUCGUGACAUCAAGGGUGCCAAUAUUCUGAUUGAUAUCAAGGGUUGUGUCAAGAUCACAGAUUUUGGUAUCUCCAAGAAACUUUCACCACUAAACCAGGAGAAUCAAGAUAAGAGGACCUCUUUGCAAGGGUCUGUGUAUUGGAUGUCUCCAGAAGUUGUAAAACAAACUGCUACUACUUCAAAAGCUGAUAUAUGGUCAACGGGAUGUGUUGUAAUUGAGAUGUUUACUGGAAAGCACCCAUAUCCAGAUUUCUCACAGAUGCAGGCAUUAUUCAAGAUAGGUACAAAUGUAACACCGGAGAUACCAUCCUGGGCCUCUCCACAAGGAAGGGAUUUUAUCAGGAAGACCUUCGAGCUUGAUUACCAGAGGAGACCCACUGCUAUCGAACUACUCCAGGAAUCUUGGCUCGAGAGUCAUAUCAUAUAG
Nakaseomyces glabratus is the source of this 2031-nucleotide messenger RNA. RefSeq names its product mitogen-activated protein kinase kinase kinase STE11 (gene STE11). NCBI's taxonomy places the organism in Eukaryota, Fungi, Ascomycota, Saccharomycetes, Saccharomycetales, Saccharomycetaceae. Gene Ontology annotation, biological process: protein phosphorylation. The record is from RefSeq and is a predicted model, not a curated record. Gene Ontology annotation, molecular function: ATP binding; protein binding; protein kinase activity.